UAGGCCUACAUGUGUCUACUUUUUGACCCCGGUCAGAUCUGUCCAGCGUGAACUCGCCGCGUUAUGCACUCGCGCCUAGCACAGUAGACCCGUGCACUUGACUCCACAGCCCAGACGAUUCACUGCACAGACGAUACAAACAAAAUGUCCAGAUUCGCUACUCGUCUUUUUGCGGUCGUUUUCCAAGCUCCUGUUAGAAAUAUUGCGUUACCAAGAAAAAACUCAGGAAUGGUGCGCCUUUUAAGCACAAGUAACGCUGUUCACUCUCUCACUCGCUAUAAUGAGACCACGGACUGGCAAAAGAAGCUGAGCCCAGAGGAGUAUGUGGUGACCAGAGAGAAGGGGACCGAGGAGCCCUUCAGUGGCCUCUACCUCAACCAUAAUGAAGUGGGAAUGUACCACUGUGUCUGCUGUGAUGCCCCGCUCUUCAGCUCAGAGGCAAAGUAUGACUCUGGUACAGGCUGGCCCUCAUUCAGAGAGGCUCAUGGGACAUGGGAGGGGGACGAGAGCCUCACGUCCAUCAUCCGUCGCCCUGACAACAGCUUGGGCAGCGCUGGCACAGAAGUCCUUUGUAAAAAUUGUGACGCUCACCUUGGACAUGUCUUUGAGGAUGGACCAGACCCAACUGGACACCGGUUCUGCAUUAAUAGUGUGGCCCUAAAAUUUAAACCCAGAGACAAUAACAAACCUGAAGAACACUGAAAACACUUCGGCUAAAUCAGCAAAAGACAAUGUUCAUAUUUUCUUCACCUUGCUCUACAUUUUUACAGAAACUCUCCUCAUAAGUUUACAUUUUCUGAUAUUAAAUGAAGCUGUAAUUAAAUCAUUGAAGAUGCUGAUUAUAUACCCAGAAUGCAUGU
Messenger RNA from Boleophthalmus pectinirostris (great blue-spotted mudskipper), 860 nucleotides. It is a transcript of the gene msrb2, whose product is annotated as methionine sulfoxide reductase B2. The transcript has 5 exons. Gene Ontology annotation, biological process: protein repair; response to oxidative stress. NCBI's taxonomy places the organism in Eukaryota, Metazoa, Chordata, Actinopteri, Gobiiformes, Gobiidae. The record is from RefSeq and is a predicted model, not a curated record. Gene Ontology annotation, cellular component: cytoplasm. The coding region runs from base 145 to 702 and encodes 185 amino acids. Gene Ontology annotation, molecular function: peptide-methionine (R)-S-oxide reductase activity.